AUGGCUUCUUUGACUACUCAGAGGCGCGGGGUGGCUAUUGCCUCUUACCGAUGCGAAGAUCGCGUCUUUCCCGUGCUCCCCACAGCACACCCCUUGUCGGUGCGGCGGCGUGAGGUGCAGCGCUUCCUGAAGGGUGAUGACAUCCAUGGCCGCCGUGCCUGGAACCCCUCAACGAAGGACGAACUUCAUCCUUUUCCCCAGCCAGCUCUAACCCACACCACUACUUGUUACAACGGCGUCGACGUAGUCUCCACUCACUUCCCCGAGACGGUGAAAGGCACAGCCUUUCUCAGAAUGCAGGAAACGGUGCUGCCGGCUGUGUGGACGCACAACCGUGACCGCGCCUGCGCCUCUGCGAAGCGCCACACGUAUCGGUGUGAGGCGUUAAUGCAUCAGGAAGCCCCCCUUAGCUAUCUUGCCACUGUCAUCCGCGACGACAGCAGCCCUAAAAGGAAGCGGCUUCGGGAGGGGUGGUGUGCGAGCAGGACCCUGGAGGGGUUUCACCGCAACCACCACAUAGCUCCGGCCCCCGAGGACAUGUCACAUGCCGAGGCCCACCGUGAGCUAAACAAGACGCUAACGGCGAGGCUUAGUGGGGGGUAUGUAAGUCCGUACGACAGGGUGAAGCUGCUCAACUCGUCGCGCAAAAUGCAGAGAGAGCUCAAGGAGAACGCGACUGCCGAGAGCCUCGUCGCCUUUUACGCUUCCCAGCCGGGUCCUGCGGUGUUCAAGAUGAGCAACGCUGACGAGUGGUGGGACAUGGAUCCCGUAGCUGUGACGCGCGAUAUGACGGUGCGCGCAGAAGCGACGAAGGCGAACCCGUACAGCACAAUCUUCCGUAGCAACGUCUCUGUGACCACCACGCGCAAGCCACAGCGUGUAUAG
Leishmania braziliensis MHOM/BR/75/M2904 is the source of this 885-nucleotide messenger RNA. RefSeq lists its product as hypothetical. The record is from RefSeq and is a predicted model, not a curated record. Lineage: Eukaryota; Euglenozoa; Kinetoplastea; Trypanosomatida; Trypanosomatidae. The transcript has a single exon. The coding region runs from base 1 to 885 and encodes 294 amino acids.